Saccostrea cuccullata (small rock oyster) is the source of this 561-nucleotide messenger RNA. RefSeq lists its product as uncharacterized. The coding region runs from base 1 to 561 and encodes 186 amino acids. The transcript has a single exon. Lineage: Eukaryota; Metazoa; Mollusca; Bivalvia; Ostreida; Ostreidae. The record is from RefSeq and is a predicted model, not a curated record.
AUGCCCCAGUCCAUCAAGUUGUUUUACCCCUCAACUAGAGUCAUAAUUGACUGCACAGAGAUUAAAACUGAGCGUCCAUCAUCCUCAGCACAUGGGUCAAAAUGUUAUUCAACAUAUAAGAGUUCACACACAUGGAAAGGGCUUGUAGGAAUCGCUCCUCAUGAAGCUCUCACUUUUGUGUCCUCAUUAUACACAGGGUGCAUGUCAGACGUCGAAAUAACAAAAUUAUCUGGCCUACUUGAUCUUAUGGAAGAAGGUGACUCAAUUAUGGCUGACAAAGGGUUUGUGAUGAACAAGGUAUUAGAAGGUACAGGCAUUUCUGUCAACACCCCUCCCUUUUUUCUUAGCCAAGGUCAGUUUUCAAAGCAGGAAGUAGAGCAAACACAAAUUAUUGCAAAGCUAAGAAUACACAUAGAACAACAUAUUCGUAGGGUCAAAGAAUACCAUCUCUUUGAUGAUGUCAUCCCAUUGAGUAUGACUGGUACAAUAAAUCAGAUUUGGACUGUUGCUAAUAUGCUGACUCUGUUCAGAGGUCCUCUUGUCAAAGAUUGGUGUAAAUGA